GACAGGAAAGUAGAUUUUUCCCUAACAAAAGAAAAGGAAAAGGUAGAAUUUACAAUUUGGGAGGUUCAGUGACCAAGACAUCUACAAAUUCCACAACAGUAGCAAACUGUUGAAUAAGUACGACAGAGAAACAGUUUUUCUGCUUGGAGAUUAAACGGGGUCGGCGGACGUUUAAAACUUCUGUGCGCGUGUCAUUGCUGUCGGCAGGAUCACAUCGGGAUGGAUCUGUCCUACCCAUGCAUGCAUUGAUAUGCUCGACGGCGUAUGGUACAAUGCCUACCUGGACGACAUUAAAAUUUGGUGCGACCUGUCUCCACUCUCCAGUGGUGUGGUCCAUGAGUCCUGGAUCCCAGAUGGAAUUAACAGCGGAAAUCCUGCUGCUCCGAUCGAACCGGGCUGCUGCAUGAUCCUCCUCCCAUCUUCUUGCGAUCGAGUCCUGGCUGUCCAUCAUCCCUCCACUGGCCAUUGCCACCCUGAAUGGUGAGCAGGAGAAUGGGAAUCCCCAGGUGGUGGCCUGCCAAAGUCAAACGCUCCAUGUGUCGGCGCCAUGGCCGAAGCUUCUCCUGUGUUCAGCAGGGUGCAGGUGGCAGCUAUAUAUGCGAACGCAUAUCGCAAGCUGCAGUUCUAGCACGAUCCUCUCAUCAGAUCAGUCACCACUCACCAACUCGCCACUCCAUCAGCACCACUUGCUAGCUCCUCGCCAGAUCUUGCAGCCGUUUUUGCAGUCUUCUCCGAUCCAGUGUUCAGCUCGCACAAGCAUUGCCUCUGGAUCGAUUCGGCCUCCCUCCUACGUGGCAUGGCGCGUUGCGGCGCCGGCGUGACGCUGCUCUUGGUGUCUCUCUACGCGCUGCUGCCGGCAAUCACCGACGCCGGUCUGCAGGAAGGCUUCUACAAGAGCAACACCAACUGCACCGCCGACGUCGAGGCCACCGUGGCGAGCGUCGUCCAGCAGUACGUCUCCGCGGACCGCGGCGUCGGCGCAGGGCUCAUCCGCCUCCACUUCCACGACUGCUUCGUCAAGGGCUGCGAUGGUUCGGUUCUCAUCGAUCCGAGCCCCGUCAACCCGGACCCCGAGAAGGGCUCGCCGUCGAACGGCGGCCUCCGCGGGCUCGAGGUGAUCCAGGACGCCAAGCGGCAGCUCGAGGGCGCGUGCCCGGGGACCGUGUCCUGCGCCGACAUCCUCGCCUUCGCCGCCCGCGACGCGUCCAACAUCCUGAGCGCCGGGGCGAUCAACUACGGCGUCCCCUCGGGCCGCCGGGACGGGCUCGCCUCCGCCGCGUCCGACGCCACCCAGAGCCUGCCCCCGCCGUUCGCGGAGCUUGGCCGCCUCACGGAGCUCUUCGCCGCCAAGGGGUUCACGCAGGACGAGCUCGUCACGCUCUCCGGCGCGCACUCCGUCGGCCGCGCCCACUGCGGGUCCUUCGCGGAGCGGAUACGCCCCAACGUGAGCGAGACCAUGGACGCGGAGUACGGCGCCGGGCUGCAGCGGCGGUGCGCGGAGGACGCCGGGGACGGCGCGGCGGUAUUCGUCGACCAGGACCAGGGCACGCCGGCCGACCUCGACAACCAGUACUACGGGAACGUGCUCGCCGGGAAGGUGCUCUUCAACUCGGACUGGGCGCUCAUCAGCGACAACACGACGAGGCAGAUGGUGGAGGGCAACGCCGCGAACCAGGCGCAGUGGGCGGCCAAGUUCAUCGACGCCAUGCGCAAGAUGGGCGCCCUGGACGUGCUCACCGGCGACCAGGGAGAGAUUAGGAGGUUCUGCAACGUCACCAACAGCGGCUGACUGAGCACGUCGUCACCGACGAAACAGUGUAAAAUGGAGACGUCCUAAACAACGUACAUAUGGCCAGUCGCUACUGCUGCAUUGCUUGGACUGUUUCUCUCCAGUAGUCCAGUGACACAAAAGUUUUUUUUUCCUUAGUUACGUACAGUCAUACAUAGAAAUUAAAUAUCGACCGUCUUUUCUGUUAUCUAAUCAUUAUUGCAACUGUGCCACUUGUAAAAUUUCA
This is a messenger RNA of Setaria italica (foxtail millet), 2015 nucleotides long. RefSeq names its product peroxidase 5. The transcript has 2 exons. Bases 797 to 1789 code for a protein of 330 amino acids. Gene Ontology annotation, biological process: response to oxidative stress; hydrogen peroxide catabolic process. Gene Ontology annotation, cellular component: plant-type cell wall; plasmodesma. The record is from RefSeq and is a predicted model, not a curated record. NCBI's taxonomy places the organism in Eukaryota, Viridiplantae, Streptophyta, Magnoliopsida, Poales, Poaceae. Gene Ontology annotation, molecular function: heme binding; peroxidase activity.